CCAUACAAGGAACAAACCACUACCCAUUUGCCUCUAUUGCUUGUUAGUAGUCAUGGUUUUCCAAGAAAACCAACCUCACUUCAUUUUGUUUCCUCUAAUGGCUCAAGGCCACAUUAUCCCCAUGGUGGAUAUUGCAAGGCUUUUAGCACAGCGUGGUGUAAUUGUAACCAUUUUCACCACACCAAAAAAUGCAUCACGUUUCACUUCAGUUCUAUCUCGUGCCAUUUCAUCAGGCCUCCAAAUCAGACUAGUAGAACUCCAAUUUCCUUACAAACAAGCAGGACUACCUGAAGGGUGUGAGAAUUUCGACAUGGCAACCUCAAAAGACAUGUUCAGCAAACUCUUCAGAGGAAUUACCAUGCUCCAAAAUUCAGCGGAGGAGCUGUUUGAGAAGUUGUCACCAAGACCAAGUUGCAUAAUCUCUGACUUUUGCAUCCCUUGGACAGCUCAAGUGGCUGCAAAGUACAACAUUCCAAGGAUUUCUUUCCAUGGUUUCUCUUGCUUCUGCCUCCAUUGUUUGCUCAAGGUGCAAACUUCAAAGGUUACUGAAAGCAUCACUUCAGAGACAGAGUAUUUCACUGUGCCUGGCAUACCUGAUCAAAUUCAGGUUAACAAGUCUCAGAUUCCUGGACCAAUGUCAGAUGAUCUGAAGGACUAUGGGGAGCAGAUGUAUGAAGCUGAAAAAAGUUCAUAUGGGGUGAUCAUAAACACUUUUGAGGAGUUGGAGAAUGCAUAUGUGAAGGAUUACAAGAAGGAAAGGAAUGACAAGGUGUGGUGCAUUGGCCCUGUUUCACUCUGCAACAAAGAUGGCUUGGACAAGGCUCAAAGAGGGAACAAGGCCUCAAUUAAUGAACACCAUUGUCUGAAGUGGCUAGAUUUGCAGCAACCCAAGUCUGUGGUCUAUGUAUGUCUUGGAAGCUUAUGCAAUUUGAUCCCUUCACAGCUUAUGGAGCUGGCUUUAGCCUUGGAAGCCACAGAAAGACCAUUUAUUUGGGUUAUCAGGGAAGGAAAUCAGUUCCAAGAGUUGGAAAAAUGGAUGGGUGAAGAAGGUUUUGAGGAGAGGACCAAGGGGAGGGGCCUUGUGAUUAGAGGUUGGGCUCCACAAGUGCUGAUACUAUCACACCCUGCCAUUGGAGGAUUCUUAACACAUUGUGGUUGGAAUUCAACACUUGAAGGGAUAAGUGCUGGUGUGCCAAUGGUGACAUGGCCUCUAUUUGCAGAUCAGUUUUUGAAUGAGAAGCUUGUUACUCAAGUGCUGAGGAUUGGAGUGAGCCUUGGAGUAGAGGUUCCUUUGAAGUGGGGAGAGGAAGAGAAGACUGGGGUGUUGGUGAAGAAGGAGGAUAUUAAGAAGGGAAUAUGUUUGCUGAUGGAUGAUGAAUCAAAAGAGAGUGAAGAGAGAAGACAAAAGGCCAGGGAACUCAGUGAGAUAGCAAAGAAAGCUGUUGAAAAUGGGGGAUCUUCUUACCAUAAUAUGACUUUGCUUAUCCAAGACAUCAUGCAACAGGAUAUAAAGUUAAGAACUGAAGACACAGUAAAUGUAGUGAUUAGUGAAUGAUAUUGUCCUUGACCAGUCAUCUUAAGGGGCUGGUUGCCUGGUUCUUAUGCUGUCAUUAUUUUUCUUAUUCUGUUUCUGCAUGCUAGCUGCCCUUGUUUACUGUAACAAUUCCACACUGUAAACAUAUAUAUAUGAAAUGUUUUCUUUUGACAAUGAAACAUAACUAAAUGUUAUUUAAA
Molecule: messenger RNA, 1734 nt
Organism: Lotus japonicus
Lineage: Eukaryota; Viridiplantae; Streptophyta; Magnoliopsida; Fabales; Fabaceae
Product: UDP-glycosyltransferase 73C25-like
Exons: 1
Coding region: 53-1555 (500 amino acids)
Molecular function (GO): UDP-glycosyltransferase activity
Source: RefSeq, a predicted model, not a curated record